AUGCAACCAAUUUCUAAAAUUGAUUGGGACAAAGGUGACAAGGAUGGACUUAUCUCCAUCGGCUCCCAUAACCUUUAUAUGUCCGUUUCGGGGCCCGAUCGCAAGCCUGGACAGCCUAUCGUCGUUCUCAUGCAAGGCGUUGGCAGCACGAUCGAUGAAUGGGUGGCAGUGCGAAAGCUUGUGAUUCCAUUUGCUCGAUGGUUGAACUACGAUCGUUCAGGAAUGGGUCGGAGUGAAGGUCCCGACCAGACACCCUCAAGCAUAUCCGCAGCAUCAGUCGCGGCAGAGCUCGAUAUUCUCCUAAAGAACGCCGGUGUUGAACCUCCGUUUAUCAUUGUCGCUCACUCGUGGGGAGGCUACACUUCUCGCGAGUUUCUAGAACUUAGGCCGAAUGAUAUCGUGGGCAUGGUAUUCGUGGAUUGCAAUACUGAACGUUUCUUUGAUAGUGGGGCGUGGGGCGCGGAUGUUUUCAGUCCAGUUCUCGGCGACCAGGACUUUGUUGAAACCACCGGUCUUUCAACGUCCCAUGUCCUAUCCGAAGAGGAGUGGAAAGCCGUCAAAGACGAGCAGGCCGAUCCCCGACAUCAAGUCACUGAGGCUGCUGAGGUGCAGGCGGUGCUGAACGACAGACGGGCAUUGGUCCCCAAGAAGCAACUCGAGAAGCUACUUCUGAAAGAUUAUCCGGUCAGUGUAAUCAUUGCGGAUUCACCUGGAGAUUUCCAGAAAAUGUAUGACUUUGGAGUGGCCGCAGGCAACGGAACAGAAGAAGAAGGAGCUCUGUUUCGAAAAUGUCUCGAUAGAUGGCGCGAGAUGAAUGAGGACUGGCAAAAAGAGCUUUUGAAGCUUUCUCGUCUCAGCAGAUUUAUUCGUCUGCAUUGCAGUCACAAUGUGCAGCUGUUACAACCACAGAGCAUAGUCCAAGAGAUACAGUGGGCCAUGGAUAGCUAUAAAUAA
This is a messenger RNA of Penicillium cinerascens, 954 nucleotides long. Its product is annotated as alpha/beta fold hydrolase. The transcript has a single exon. The coding region runs from base 1 to 954 and encodes 317 amino acids. The record is from RefSeq and is a predicted model, not a curated record. Lineage: Eukaryota; Fungi; Ascomycota; Eurotiomycetes; Eurotiales; Aspergillaceae.